This is a messenger RNA of Pangasianodon hypophthalmus (striped catfish), 5574 nucleotides long. It is a transcript of the gene scn1ba, whose product is annotated as sodium channel, voltage-gated, type I, beta a. Bases 1599 to 2294 code for a protein of 231 amino acids. Gene Ontology annotation, biological process: regulation of heart rate by cardiac conduction; sodium ion transport; cardiac muscle cell action potential involved in contraction. NCBI's taxonomy places the organism in Eukaryota, Metazoa, Chordata, Actinopteri, Siluriformes, Pangasiidae. Gene Ontology annotation, molecular function: sodium channel regulator activity. Gene Ontology annotation, cellular component: voltage-gated sodium channel complex. The record is from RefSeq and is a predicted model, not a curated record. The transcript is spliced from 6 exons.
CUCUCAGUCAGUGCUGUAUCCUUCCUUCCCUCGCAUCAUGCCAUCCCUCCUCCGUCCGGAUCUUUGGAAAUGCGCACACUGGCUUCAUUCAAGGAAGAAAUAAGCGAUUUAGAGAAAAAUAAAUUACUCCUGCAUUAAUAAAGCAACGGAUUUUUAAGGGAUAAAAAGAGGAGCUUCGGUGGGAGAAGGAGAGAGAGAGAGAGAGAGAGAGAGAGAGAGAGAGAGAGAGAGAUCCUGCGGCUCUGUCCCAAAUCCACAUGCACAGUGUGCGAGGUAGGCAGCAUGAAGCCCUGAAGAACUGAAGGACGCACUGCAUUUAUUUAUUUAUUUUUUAUUUUUUGCAACACAUGCAGUUUUGACUCAGUGAUUCAGAUGAUGGAAUGUAGCUUCUGCUGAACUGAAUGCAUAAUUAAUAAUGUGCACUGUAGAAUUUUUUUUUCUUCUACUUGAUAAAUGAUUUCUGAUUGAAAGAGAAGCAUUUAUUUUUAUUUUUGUGAAUCAUCCACGCUUGCACCAUAUGACCAUCUGGCAUGAAGGAUAACUGAAGCUGCGGAGGUGGACCACUGAAGAAGAAGAAGAAGAAGAAGGGGCCUUACUGUAAUCUGUGUGACCUGAACACACUAUCUAUACUCAUUAAAAAAAAAAAAAAAAAAAAAAGAUAAGGACAGAUUAAAUAUUUAUGUCCGUCUACGUCCAUGCAGAUUUCCAUGAGCUUAAAAUUUAACAAUCCUCACACGUCUAGAUCUUCAUGUAGGUCUCGUCCACUCAUCGUCCAUUUUCAUAGAGCAAUAAUAAUAAUAAUAAAUAGUAAUAAUAAUAAUAAGAGUAAGAACUUCACUGGAAUGUAUCGGCUACGUGAAACCAAAGACGCGUAAGAAAAAAAAAAGUUGUGCGAUCCACGCUUCCAAUCUUCCAUUCUCAAUCAGUCACUGUGCGACAUCUUCUACAUCUUCAUCAGCUUCAUCUUCAUCAGCUUCAUCUUCGUCAUCUUCGUCAUCUUCUCAGGUCAGUCGGCUUUUCCUCUCUGUCACGCUCGUCAUUGCCGAUCGCUCGUCUUCCACGCUAUGCACUCAUCACAGACUUUCUCUUUCUCUUAAACAUCACAAACCUCAAAAAGUUCAAGUCUUCCAUUACAAACAAGGAAAGCUGUGAAGUGUAAAGUGUAAAGAUUGAUUUUUGAUCAGAGAAUUUUUCUUUUUAAAAAAAUAGCUAUGUUAUAGAUAGGCUAGCAACACAACGCUAACAAAAGAAAGAGUCACAUCAUCGCGAAAAAAAAAUAUUCUGGAUUCACAAGCCGAGUGAAGAGCAUCGCUGAAGUGAACGCUCCUUUACUGAGUUGUAGUGAACACUUUAUGAUUGUGGAAACUGAAGGUUGCAUUGCUAACAGAAGUAAACAGCUGGGAAGUGAAUUAAAGCAACACUUCAGGACCACGUGGAGAAAGUGAACACUGCAUUACUAAACACUGAAGAGACUUCCUCUGUGAGGGAUCCGGCUCCUUCUGAAAUCCACUGCUGCAUCGUGGGACACACACAGAGAGACCCUCUGAUCUCCAACAGCGCGUGUGUGUGUGUGAGAGAGUGUGUGUGAGAGUGUGUAUAUGUGUGUGUCCCUCUCCUGGGUGAAGAUGACUGCAGUCCAGGUGAUGUGGCUCCCGCUGCUGCUGCUGUGCAUCACACAUGCUCGGCUCAGCAGCUCGGCGUGUGUGGAGGUCGACUCGGACACCGAGGCCGUGGCAGGAAAGGAUUUCAAGCUGGGCUGCAUCUCCUGUAAGAUGCGAGGCGAGGUGGACGCCUCGGCCACUGUGGACUGGUGGUUCAUGGCGAAAGGAGAGAGCGACUUCACCCACAUCUACAGCUACAGCAACAUGAUGGGCAUGGUGACAGACGAACGCUUCACGGGCCGUAUCGAGUGGGUGGGCAGUAAAAAGACGUUGGACCUUCAGGAUGGAUCUCUGAACAUCCUCAACGUCACGUACAACGACACGGGGACGUACCGCUGCUACUUCGACCGCACGCUCUCCUUCACCUACUACGAGUUUCGCACCAACACCACCAAAUUCAUCACCAUCAACGUCGUGGCCAAAGAGACACGUGGCAUGGCCUCCAUCCUGUCGGAGGUGAUGAUGUACGUGUCCAUCAUCGGCCUGCAGCUGUGGUUACUGGUGGAGAUGGUUUACUGUUACAGGAAAAUCGCUGCUGCUGGAGAGGAAGCGCUGAGAGAGAGCGCGGCCGAGUAUUUAGCCAUCACAUCUGAGAGUAAAGACAACUGCACUGGCGUGGCUGUGGCCGAGUAACACACACACACACACACACACACACAGGACCAUAAAAACUCUGAAACUUCACCAUGGCGACGACCUUCACCUGGUUUAUCUCCACCUGGUUUAUCUCCACCUGGUUUACCUUCACCUGUGUUUCUCCACCUGGUUUACCUUCACCUGUGUUUCUCCACCUGGUUUAUCUUCACCUGUGUUUCUCCACCUGGUUUACCGUCACCUGUGUUUCUCCACCUGGUUUACCUUCACCUGUGUUUCUCCACCUGGUUUACCGUCACCUGUGUUUCUCCACCUGGUUUACCUUCACCUGUGUUUCUCCACCUGGUUUAUCUCCACCUGGUUUACCUCCACCUGUGUUUCUGAACUCCGCCCCUCCUUCCUCCGAGGCUGUAAAGGACGAGCAGAAGACGUGUGUUUUUGCGCAGAAUCGUUUCAUUUCACCGAAGAGCCCUGAACAGUGCACUGAGGUACAGAGAUGUACAGACUGAACGCACGGAGGGGCUCGGACAAACAAACAAACAAACAAACAAAUAAGAUAAAAUAAAUAAAUAUCUGGUAUAAGAGCACAGCAUGAAUAAAUGUAUGAGUCACAUAUACACAGUAGAAUUGUAUUAACACGAGCUGUACAUACGUCUCUGAACUCUUUUCUUUCUACACACGGAAUUUAUAUGCAAGCGUACGAAAGAGUUAACGAUCGUUAACAUUUUAUCGUUAUUUUAACGUUAUCCUAAAUGUUAACGAUCUGUAUAAAUGUGACUGAAUGCUAACAACACGAUGCUAAUGUAGCUAACCUCCUCCUACAUGAUGUUAAAGGCUGAAACCGAGGCUAAUGACGACCGAAAGCUAACGCUGCAACUUACUAAUUGGCAUCACCUUUGUGAAUUAGCUUGAAUAAAAAUCGCUAGCCUUUUUAUUUUUUAAGAAUUAUUUAAUUACAAUCGUGUGUAUUAAAUUACAAAAACACUAAAUAACAUCAAACAGAAAUGUUAGCAAGUCACACACACACACACACCAUAAUGAAGAGAAUGUGACGAGAAAUGCUAAUGCUAACAACAUGAUGCUAAUGCAGCUGCCUCAGUCCAGUUACCUCUUAAAGGGAUAUUUCAACUGUGUGAAACGUUAGCUAAAAACGGCUAACAAACCAAAAGCGUACACUGCCAAUUAGUGCGACUGUAGAAUUACAAUCGUUUUUUUUACUCAGAUUUCUUAAUCGAUUAGCAUAAAGCUGCACAGUUAGCAAUUCACAAUAGCUAAUAGCAUUAUCAUCAUUAACUAAUGCAUGCUAAUGUAGCUGAACUCAGUCCAGUGAUCUCUGUUGUGUCUAAAAGCUUCACGGGCUAAAACAAAUGACAGCUAGCACUGCCAGUUAGCAAGUUAGCAUUUAGCAUAACCAUUCACAAUGAGCCUUUAUUAAUUGUUAGCCAUGUUAGCUUGACCUUGAUCAUGGUUUAACGAUCCCUUUAAUCAUAUUUUCUGAUUUGUAUGACAUUAUAAAGCACAAAAAAACACAAAUCCUGAGCAGCUAGCAUCUAGUAGUUAGCGAUUAGCAUAAAGCUAAUAAACUGGGGUGUGAUUUGUUAGUAGAAAAUGUAAUGCUAAUAAUGUUAGCCGUGUAAAAUCUGAUGAAAAGCUGCAUGACACUGAGGUCUGAAUUUAUUCACGUCUGUAAAUUUUUGUAUGCGAACCUUUUUUUCUGCAUGAAACAUUCCAGUACGAAGAAGAAAAAAAACCAAAACAACAACAAAACGAUCGUCACGACGUUAAACCCGCUUGGUGUCUGUGCCAGCAGGGGGCGCUGUGACACCAUCACGGUAACGCUAGGCAUGUGCUGAUAACGAGUUCGUGAGUUAUCGUAACCUGUUCACCUGCGUCUUAACCGGAAAUGAACCUCGCCGGGAUUUCGUUCGGGAUUGAUUUUACGUCACGUAAUUACAAUAACGACAAAUUUCCCGCUUGAAAUCUGUCCGUCGAAUCAGACACGCUACUGCAAUCACUUGUGGGUGUGGCCUGUCAAGCAUUUUUAUUUUAAUUCCAAUGAUAAACAGUAGUAGCUAUAUAAAAAUAUAGCAUCUAAAGCUAACUAAAUAACGCACUAAUCAGCUUCUACUAGCUAAUCAACUAGCUUCUUUCUCAGACUAGCUAACUGUACUAGCUACGUACACUCACCACCAGCACCAACGAUCUCUAUGACUUCCUUCUAAUCUUUAUUUUUCUUCGUAACGUCUCUAAACACAUUUAAUGAUAACGAGAAAUCGUGUAUGACAGGUUCUGAUGAAACUACGCUUAUAAGUUUUUCUUCCAUUUUUGCGAAAAGUAAUUGCAGGUAGGAAUUAAAGUCGUGAGCGGGGAACCGAAGAAACAUUGUAUUGCACGCGCUGUAGGACCAGGUACGAAGAAUCACUCGAGACGAUCGUUUGGAUUUGUCUCUUCUUGACCUGAUUUGCAUAGAAUUCAGAAAAUAUCCGUUCAAAUGUUGCUAAAACUGCGCACGAACGAUCACCUGUCCCUUUGUCGAUCGCUAGUGUGGACGCAGUUUCGAUUUUCUGCUUAUAGCGUUUGCACUUAAACCUGGGAAAGAUUAAAGUUAAAAUACGGUUUAGCUAGCAGCUAGCUAUCAUGGCUGUCACGGAAGCUAUUUUAGAUUUCUAUGUGUUGCUCCGGAAAAAGAUCACAGUAAGAUCGCUGUUGCUAGGCACCAAGCAUAACCUUGCUAAUAUCUGUCGGAAAAUUUCGUAAAAAAAAAAAAAACAUGAAUAAGGUGACUAACUGAAGCUAGCUGUAAGUAACAAUAACUGGUUAUCAGUGUUAAACAAACACGGAGUUUUGUAGCCGAGCGAAACCGAUUCCGAUCUUUUAAACGCUAAUUUCUGAUUUUUCACUAAAGAGGUUUUUACAGCGUGAUCACAUGACGCAGGUGAUGAAUUAACGCCGACGUUUUUCCUCACGGUCGUAACAAAUAACACGUAAAAUGUUAAUCAAGUUCUCGAUCUCACCACUUAAAGGAGUUCCUCACGCACGAUGCUAACACUGCUAACGUACAACCGAACGUAACGUGACUAGCUAACCCCUUCCUGCCUGUCAUUCAUUAUUAGCAACGUUAGCAUGAUUGUUGAUGUUCUCCUUUUAAUGAUGUUAACUGAUUUUAAUGCUAAUACUAAAUGAGUGUUGGGCUGCUAACACACACACACACACACACACUCGCAGCCUCAACACACCAAUCUAACGUAUGCACUUCAUGUAUAAAUAUAAAAUGUUGCUUGCCAAAUAAAUAAAGAAGAAACUAUGAUAAAUAAUUAAA